UUUUAUUAAACCGGUGCACUAGUGGCUCAGAUUCACCAAUGUUAUUUCCCUGCAUUUUAAUACACCGCAGUGUGGCUUCAUCAUGAUGACGCAGACAUCUCUCGAGCCCAACCACGCAGAUGCAGAGAGACGUGAAGCAGCUUCCCUGAUGUAGCCUGCAGAAGCUCCAAGUAUCCUCUGCAGAAGAGGGAUUUGUCAGUAUGUCGGGGGAAGAAGAUAUGAAAAUGUGAUUGCACCCUCUCUAAUGGAACUAUGGGAUUUAUUUUGGUUGAAAAGCCAGGGCAUCAGAGUCAGCGGAUGGUGGUCUUCGGUGCCAUCUUCCUCCUCACAACACUGCUCAUCCUCUACAGCUCCAACAGCGGAAACCAGCUGUACAGUGCUGUCGGAGGAGGGAACUAUCAUUACGUGUCCAAAAACACAAAUCUGAAAAGAUGGGCCACAAGAGAUGCAUAUGUCCCGGUCUUUGGAAACAAGACGCUCUUGCUGCGCUGUGGCCAGUGUGCCCUGGUGACGAGUUCCAGCCACGUGCUGGGCAGCGGUGUGGGUCCUGAGAUUGACAGUUCUGAGUGUGUGAUCCGCAUGAAUGAUGCUCCCACCUCUGGCUUUGAGAAGGAUGUGGGGAACCGAACUACCCUGCGCGUGGUGGCACACUCCAGCGUGUUCCGUGUGGUGCGCAGACCCACUGAGUUCCUCAACUUGUCCGCUGACAUGUCCAUCAUCUUCUGGGGCCCACCGACCAAGAUUGGGAAAGAGACGAAGGGCACUCUGUUCCGGCUCAUCCAGAGGGUUAGUGCCACCUACAGGAACGUCUCGUUCUACACCAUCACCCCCAGCAAGAUGAAGAAGUUUGACUCGCUGUUCCAGAGGGAAACUGGCCGAGACAGAGAGAAGUCUCGCUCCUGGCUCAGCACCGGCUGGUUCACCAUGGUGAUCGCCAUUGAGCUGUGUGACAAUAUUAAAGUCUAUGGAAUGGUGCCACCCAGUUACUGUGGACGGAAGCAGCCAAAGCGCAUGCCGUAUCACUACUACAAGCCCCGUGGGGCUGACGAAUGUGCCAUGUACCUGCAGAAUGAGAAGGGUCGUCGUGGAAACCACCACCGCUUCAUCACCGAAAAACAGGUGUUUUCACGCUGGGCCAAGCUCUACAAUAUCACUUUCUCCAAUCCCACCUGGUAAAAACAUAAAACUGGAACCAACUGGAUGGCAGGAUGUGUUUGGAGCAGAAUUUGAAUGAAUGUCUCUGAGGGUUAUAUAGAGUGACACAGAAGAGAUAGAUACUACCAAACAGAGCUUUCACUGCAGUAACAGGCCUCCCUCCUGUGAGUAGAGGUGUAUGAGGUGCUUUCAGAUUCAGGCCGGGAGGAUCUGUGGCAGCUCAUAGAGACUUUUCCUAAAAAUCUGACACUUUCAGGGUGAGUAAGCUUCACACUUUUCAAAUCCACUUUGAAUGACCAUUGAUCCAUCUAAACAACAACUAAAAAUCUAGAAAAAAAAAAACAUCAACAUUGCGGAUGUUGUUUUAUAGAUUGAAAUUAGGUACUGUGAAAGAAUGUGCUGCCCCCCUCUCCGUGAGGACUGUAAACGUGUUUUGUAAAUUAAUGAAAUGCUAAUUGAAUGAUUUAAAUAUGUAUUUUUACAUGUUUGUAAUAUUUCUCUUCACUCUGCCAAAUCAUGACUGCUGUAGAAGCAAAAAAAAAGGAAAUCUUGACCAUUACGUCGCUGUGAAUUUUCUGACCCUUGUAAGUACAUUUGUUUUUUUUAGCUGACCAGCUAUUUCAAGUACACAGUUCUGUGUCAAACCCAGGUUUGUCCCGAAGCCACUUACUUGAAAUAGGCCUCAAGCCCUGUCUGCUGGGCUUGUAUGCAUCGUUGUUCGAUGUUACCUAGACGAUACUGUAAUGGAAUGUUGCUGCAGCACUGAUGCUGGCAUCCUGACUGACUGUAGCCUCAGAGUAACGCACAUUUAAACCUUUGUGAUUCAGUAUUAAGGUCACCUGGUUGGUACUUCGUGUGUUUCUACUAUGCUUGUUCCUUGAUAUCAGACUUUAGAGACACCUCUGGCAUGCAUCAGCAGAGCAUUUGUUUGCAAUGCCUUCAGAAACACUUUUGUUAAGAACCAUGAUGGUGGCAGAGUUCAUGGUGGGAUAACUACUGUGGGACAUUUUAAUGGGAAAAGAGACAAGGGUGGCAAAUGAUUGUAUGGUUACACAGAGAACUGCUGUGUAAUUCUAUUGGCUGGAAUGUAUACCUUUAGCAUUCCUGUAAACAAAAUUCUCUUUCUGCACAUUAAAUGAUGAUGUCACCCCCUUACAGUAUACUACAACUGGCCCCUAUGCUGGACUUCAACUAAGAUUCACUGCCACCAAAACGGAAAUAAUUGAUGAGAGAAAAAUGGAAAAGUAUGAAAGUAGCCCCCAAAGCUCUAGCUGGUAUGUCUUGUUUGGAACCUCUGCCACACCCUUGGAAAAAGACAUUUUAGCCAUGGCACCAUUAAUUUUCCAUCACCACAUUAAGCUCUCAAGAGUAUGCUAGCAUCCCUGAGUAACAAGAAACAAACAACACAAGCCAGACAACCAAAAAAAAAGAUGACCAGAUGUCAGUGUUCUGUCAUUCUAUCUGUUUCUGAGUCAGUUCAGGCUACAGGUCUGCAACUUAUUUUGCAUGCUAGAAAAGUGGAAAAGUAUUAUGAUUAUAGACCCUUUCAAGAGAGUUCCAUUAUCAGCAUCAUAGUUGGCCCCACAAGACUUCCUUUUUAACGUUCCAUAUGUUAUCUUAAUGCAGAGGAAGUAGAUUGGGGCCCAAAUAGAACGUUCAAGCAUUGUUUUUGUUUACCUUGUUGAAAGGGUCUAUAGACAUGCUCUGGAGGGAACACACUGGCAGAACUGUGAACUGACUUGACUUGUCCAAUGGAAUGGAUUGGAGCCUUCGUGCCGUCUACUUAAGCCUGCUAAGAAGAAUGUAAACUUGGUUUUCAUCACUGACUUUUGCUGUAUUGUUUUCCCAUAGAUGAAACUAUUGGAAUGUUCUGUGGUACAUCUGAUCAAAUUACACUUGUUUAAAAACCAAA
Messenger RNA from Alosa alosa (allis shad), 3067 nucleotides. RefSeq names its product alpha-N-acetylgalactosaminide alpha-2,6-sialyltransferase 6-like. Gene Ontology annotation, molecular function: alpha-N-acetylgalactosaminide alpha-2,6-sialyltransferase activity. Gene Ontology annotation, biological process: ganglioside biosynthetic process; oligosaccharide metabolic process. NCBI's taxonomy places the organism in Eukaryota, Metazoa, Chordata, Actinopteri, Clupeiformes, Clupeidae. The record is from RefSeq and is a predicted model, not a curated record.